Messenger RNA from Drosophila simulans, 2581 nucleotides. RefSeq names its product testis-specific zinc finger protein topi. The transcript has 4 exons. Gene Ontology annotation, cellular component: nucleus. Lineage: Eukaryota; Metazoa; Arthropoda; Insecta; Diptera; Drosophilidae. The record is from RefSeq and is a predicted model, not a curated record. Bases 49 to 2493 code for a protein of 814 amino acids.
ACCAAUUUUCUGCGAAAGCUACGCGAUCGGACUAACCAGACUAGCGCCAUGAAAAUCAAACUUUCGGGUGAGUAUACGCUGGCCGAGAUCGAAGUCGAUUUGGACCAGCAGUUGACCCCGAACGAACUGCAACCCGGAGCCACAGUGCUGGCCACCAACGAGAGUACUGGCGGCUUAGAGCGGAUUGUCAGCCAUGAGGAGCUGUCCAGGUUCUUCGCCGUGGGUCCACCGGUCGCCUUACCAAUGCCCACGGAUGUGGUAGUGGAGCGCACACUGGCGGAUCCGGCUUUCAAGCAAAUCCUGCAGGAGGCCGACGGCAAGAAAGGCUUCGAUCCCGAGGCGGAGCAAAUGAAGAUUCGCGACUUUUUGGCCGGCGUCACCAGCAGCAAGAUGACCACUGAGCAAUCGGUCUUUCAUGGAUCUCGUUCCAAUACCUCUGCGCCCACUGUCAACCGUAUAAAGUGUCCGACAUGUUUGGUCCAGUUCGAUGCUGUGGCCUUUCAAAAUCAUGCCUGUGAAGCGAAGCCGGCCGAGUUGAUGGUGCCUCAGCAGGAGAAGCCACAUCUUGUGCCUACUGUAUCUGCUCCUCCGGCUCCGAUAAGCAAACCGGCUUGCGAGCGGGUAAUCAGGGAGAACCAAGUGCGUUUGCGACGUUACUUCAAAGAUGAGAUGAAGUACGAUCUGGCCACAGGCAUCGAAAGCUCGCGCAUCCAAAAAAACACAUCCAAGGGUCCCAACGAGUGCACCAUGUGCGACCGCAAGUUUGUCCACGCCUCUGGGCUGGUGCGCCACAUGGAGAAGCACGCCCUGGACUUGAUCCCUUCGCAGACCAGCGAGCAACCACAUACGAUACCGGCUGCCGGACUGCAUGUGGUGGUUAAGUGCAACCCUUGUGGCCGAAUCUUCUAUGAUCCGCAGGUGGCCUUUAGACACGGCUUUAUUCACGAUUCGGAGCAUUCAACGAUGCGUCAAGGUCGAAUGCCCCAAGUACCCUCCAGUAGAGCAGAUUUCAAUGAGCUGCUGCUGGAUGGCGAGUCGCUGAUAGACAACGAUGCCUCUUUUGCAGCGAGCAAUCCAAACACCAACCCACCGGAGAAGGAAAUGUUCACCAGCCUGAUCCUGGGAAGCGUUUUGCAGUGCGAGUUCUGCGAGUACAUGUUCGCUGACAUAGCCGAGCUGCUAGUCCAUUCCGCUGCUCAUGUGGCGGAGCGGCGCUUUGAGUGCACCGCCUGCGACAUUCAGAUGAGCACGGCGAAGGAAGCCAGCAUCCACUUCCAGACGGACUGCAUCUUCAUGCGCGAGGCAGUCAGGUCGCUAAAUGUCACGAUCAGUCGCUACUUUGUGUGCAAUGUGUGCGAGCUGAAGUUCGCCAACACGGACCUGCUCCAGGAGCAUCGGUGUACCUCCUUUCACUACUUUCCUCGCCUCAGCGAGAAUGGCAAGAAGCUGGUGCUGCCGUGUGAGUUUUGCGACGUCAACUUUGAGUUCGCCCACGAGUUUCUGGCGCACAACGAGGAGAAGCAUCUCAACAAAAAGAAGCGAGAGAAGGAAGCGCGCAACACGGGCGCCGGCCGAAUACGUCAGUAUCUCUGCGAUAUCUGCGGCAAAUCGUACACCCAGUCAAGCCAUCUGUGGCAGCAUCUACGCUUUCACCAGGGUGUGAAGCCCUUCGUUUGCCAGGAGGAAAACUGCGAUCGGAAGUUCACCAUUCGCCCAGAUCUGAACGACCACAUUCGCAAGUGCCACACGGGCGAACGUCCAUAUCUUUGUCUGGUGUGUGGAAAGCGCUUUCUCACCGGAUCCGUCUUCUAUCAGCACCGUCUGAUCCAUCGCGGCGAGCGGCGCUAUGAGUGCGAUGAGUGUGGUAAACGUUUCUAUCGCGCGGACGCGCUCAAGAACCAUCAACGCAUCCACACCGGAGAGAAGCCGUACAGCUGCCUCUUCUGCACGAAGACCUUUCGCCAGCGCGGCGACCGUGACAAGCACAUCCGAGCUCGACACUCUCACCUGGAUGCCAACUCGCGUCUCAUGAUGCAGAUGCAGAAAUUCCAACUGGAGACGGCGGCUGCGCAGAAGGCUCAGGGUCAUAAUCCCGAGCAGCAGGAUAACGAUGGUGGUGCCAGCACCUUAGACGUGCCCUCGGGCUCUGGAUUCGUGUCGACUGAGCCAGGCGUCGCGGAGAUACAGUACUCCAUUGCGCCGGAGCAGCAGGACGAAAUGGUGUGUGUGCCCAUUGACCAGGUCAACAACAGUUUCUUUAUGUCGCACUACAUGCAAGCUGUUCCUAUGGAGGAGGAUGGUUCGGGGCAGCAUAUAAUUGUCUUCGAGCAGCCAGGCCAGGAUAUGGAUAUGAUGUCCAUUUACGAUCAGCAACAGGUUGGGGAACCAAUGCAUGAGGGCGGCGUGCCCCAGCGGGCGCCUGAGGAAAACGCUAGGGUGGUGGUUGUCAAGAACAAUCCAACUAAGCCGAUCUUUUCGGAUACCUAUAUGUAAAAAUCGUCUUCAAAUUCGAAUUUAAAUAAAGCGGCAAGAUUGCUAAGCUGCCACACUGUUCACUUAGCGAGUGGGCCUAAAAAACAGC